ACCCCCACGCCAGCGCACGCAAGGUGCGCGCGCACUCUCAGAUCGCUACUCGCCGGGCUGGGUCGGGCGCGCAGGCGCAGUGAGGAGGCCGCGUGGGGGGAGCAGGCGGCGCUGGGCCAAGGAGGCCCGCGGCGGGAUAUUCCCGGCGGCGAGCGCGGAUUUGCCAUGCCUUUCUGUGCUGGGCUCUGGGGCCCCUUCACCCAUGCAAGCAGAACACUCAGCCAGCGCAGUUUCAGCACCACCGGGAGCCUCAGUGCAAUUCAGAAGAUGACGCGGGUCCGUGUGGUGGACAACAGUGCCCUGGGGAAUACACCAUACCAUCGCCCUCCUCGUUGCAUCCAUGUCUAUAACAAGAAUGGGGUGGGCAAGGUGGGCGACCGGAUACUACUGGCCAUCAAGGGACAGAAGAAAAAGGCCCUCAUUGUGGGGCAUCGCAUGCCCGGUCCCCCGAUGACCCCUAGGUUUGACUCCAAUAAUGUGGUCCUCAUCGAGGAUAAUGGGAACCCUGUGGGGACCCGAAUUAAGACACCCAUCCCCAGCAGCCUACGCCAAAGGGAAGGUGAAUAUUCCAAGGUGCUGGCCAUUGCUCAGACCUUUGUGUGAGCAGGGCUCAGUCCCUUGGCUGCGGUAGGAAUCAUGGGAGGGAACCUGGGGCCUGUGGCUGGGGAAUAGUGUCUGAUGAAAAAAUAAACCCUUUCAUGUAUGUUUCCUCCUGAA
Molecule: messenger RNA, 717 nt
Organism: Mustela lutreola (European mink)
Lineage: Eukaryota; Metazoa; Chordata; Mammalia; Carnivora; Mustelidae
Gene: MRPL14
Product: mitochondrial ribosomal protein L14
Exons: 3
Coding region: 166-603 (145 amino acids)
Biological process (GO): translation
Cellular component (GO): mitochondrion; ribosome
Molecular function (GO): structural constituent of ribosome
Source: RefSeq, a predicted model, not a curated record